Malaya genurostris is the source of this 1990-nucleotide messenger RNA. Its product is annotated as N-acetylglucosamine-6-phosphate deacetylase. The coding region runs from base 678 to 1910 and encodes 410 amino acids. Gene Ontology annotation, biological process: N-acetylglucosamine catabolic process. Gene Ontology annotation, molecular function: N-acetylglucosamine-6-phosphate deacetylase activity. The transcript has 5 exons. The record is from RefSeq and is a predicted model, not a curated record. NCBI's taxonomy places the organism in Eukaryota, Metazoa, Arthropoda, Insecta, Diptera, Culicidae.
UACAAUAAACAAACUGUUCUCAAGUUGACUUUUAUGAUUAUGACCAUUUUUCCAUCACUGUGCAUCAUCAAAGUAUUAGUGAGUUAAUUUAAACAACAUAAGUAACCGAUCCCACACUUCCUUCUGUGUUUCAACUAUUCCUUGUUUAGUAUGGAUUUAUCAAUCAACCUUAUCGUUUAUGGUGUGAAAACAAGUGGUUUUGCGAUCAGCUGAUGAACCGAUUAGACCAGAACAGUUCUAAUUGAGAUAGAAUUUUGGAAGUUUCUUAUCGAAUUUGUGACACACUUUUGUUAUCAACAUUUCUGAUUGUUAGAACAUACUACCUCAUAGCCAAACUGUGAAUGUAUUGGCUCAGUGUCCUUCCGCGCAUAUAAAAUAAAUGCAAAGCUGAUACGCAUCAUCAGUGCUGGAGUGUUUUUCUAUAGGUUGUUUACACUUUCGUCUCUCUGUUUUGAAUCGUUGUGUGUGUUCCCGAGGACAGUGCAGGGGAAUGUAGUAUACCCCAAUAUAAUUUAGUAAUUCAAUUGAUUGGAUUGCGCAUAGUGUCAGUAUCUUAUCUUAGCAAUGCGUUGAGCUCCUGCUUUUUCUAAAUACUGAAAGUCGAUAAUAUUUAAUUCAAAUCAGCAGUGAUUACCAUUUUUGUCUAUCGGAGUAAAUCGCCACCGACCGUAGAAAUAAUGACGACGGAACAAAAAUUAAUCCAAUUUCGAAACUGUCGUCUUCUGCGUAAUCAUCGAUUAGUGGUGGACGAUCUUUGGGUUCGCGCUGGCCAAAUUAUUGAUCCGGAAAAGGUAUUUUUCGAUGAGAAAAGGCAAGCCCACCGACAGAUUGACUGUAACAAUGCCAUUAUCGCUCCAGGAUUCAUUGACUUGCAAAUCAAUGGUGGUUAUGGUAUAGACUUUUCAAACGAUAUCAGAACGGUUGAAAGUGGUAUUCGUAGAGUGUCCAAAGGAUUGCUGACUCACGGAGUAACGUCGUUUUGUCCAACACUAGUCACAUCGCCGCCCAGCACGUAUCAUGCGGUUUUACCGAGAAUUCCCAAAAAAGCUGGUGGGUACCAUGGUGCCUCGAUUCUCGGUUGUCACGUGGAAGGUCCUUUUAUUAACAGUAGUAAGAAAGGAGCACACCCGCAGGAAUGUAUAAAGGAAUUUGAAAAUGGAAUACAAACCGUAUCGGAUAUGUAUGGUUCAUUCGAUAACAUCAGCAUAGUCACUUUGGCACCCGAAAAAGAGGGUGCUUCUGAAGUAAUACAAGAGCUAAGUAGGCGAGGAGUUACCGUGUCCGUUGGGCAUUCGAUGGCUAAUUUGCAUGACGGUGAGAUAGCGGUGCAACACGGUGCAAGAUUGAUAACGCAUUUAUUUAAUGCGAUGUUACCAUUUCAUCACCGCGACCCGGGGCUGGUGGGGUUGCUUACUAGUGACAACAUUCCGUCGGAUGCUAUGGUUUACUUUGGUAUCAUUUCCGAUGGGGUACAUACACACCCGGCGGCGCUGAGAAUUGCCUACCGAACGCACCCGGAAGGGCUUAUUCUGGUUACGGACGCAAUAUCAGCGAUGGGCUUGACGGAAGGCAGACAUAGAAUAGGACAGAUGGAUAUGGAGGUACGCGGAGGAAAGGCGUACAUAGCCGGUACAAAUACCCUGUGCGGUAGUAUUGCACCAAUGGAUGAAUGCAUUCGGUUCUUCAAGAAAGCAACUAACUGUUCGAUAGAAUAUGCGUUGGAGGCGGCCUCUCUACAUCCCGCACUGUGCCUCGGAAUAGAGAAGCACAAGGGAACAUUGGAAUACGGUGCUGACGCUGAUUUCGUUAUUCUUAACGACUCAUUGAAUGUUUUAUCUACCUGGAUCGCUGGCGAUUGUGUUUUCGAAGUUAACACAGACGAUAAACUAUCUGCCGAAAUUUUUAACUAGAAGAUCUGAUGUUUUCUCAAUUCUGUAACUUUUGAAUACCAUUUAAAACAACAUAGAUUGAAUUGAUAUUUUUAUUGAAA